GUUUUAUUUAUACCCCGUUCAUACUGACGAUAAAACACGUUUUAACUGUUGUAUUUUAAACGCGUUUAAAAUUUUACUGUUCUCACCAAGUUUAAAAUUGGUUUUAAUUUACACGCGCGACGAAAAAAGCCGUUUAUAUAAAACAAGCUCGGUGAGGUUGUUUUGUUUGUGUUUUAUUAUCCUGAACUGUGUAUUUAAAUGGCGGAAGAAAAAACUGUUGCUGAAGAAAAAGUUAAAUCUAAAAAAAGAGGUAGACAUUGGGAUGACGAGGAAACAAAAAUACUAAUUAGUAAAUGGUCUGAAGAUAAUAUUCAAGAAAAGUUAAAGUCAUGCACAAGAAAAAAAAAGAUUUGGCAAGAAAUUUUGCUAUACUUGCAAGCUUCUGGUUAUGAAGACAGAGAUGAAGAAAUGUGUAAAACAAGAAUUCACACAUUAACAAGUGCAUAUCGAAAUUACCUAGAUAAUAAACGAAAUACAAGUGGAACUGGUCCUUCGAAAAAACCUUCCUGCUUUGAUGAAAUUGAUAAGGUUCUUAGUGAUAAACCAACGACAUUACCAACAUUUUUGAAAAGUUCUUCAGGAACGAAUGUUUUAGUUGAAGAAACUGCACAUUUGAAUAGUUUAAAUAAUUGUGUUAAUGAGUUAAACUGUGAACAUAUUGAUAUUGAAGUUGUUCCAUCAAGUUCUAAAUCACAAGAGUUGGUAAAAAAAGAUAAAAGUUUUUACUUUAAAAAAUCCAAAAAGAAAAAAUCAAGAAGUGAUGUAAUGUUUGAGCAAAUAAAUGCCACUGUUAACACGUUUAUGACCUCGCAGGCUGAUAUUGAUCGUAAAAUUUUAGAUUGCCUUUUAGAAAAUCACAAAGAACAAGAACCAAAUGUUAUAUUAAAAGUUCGCCAAGCUGGAGAUAUAUAUUUCAUUGAAAUAGAAUUUUUGUUGACAGAUUUGACUCUAGAAAAACUUACAAGCACAAUAAAAGAGGAAUUUACAAUUGAAAAUAAUGCCACUUUAUUGAUUACCAAGUUACCAAAUGUACUUAUCCGAAAUGAUAAGGAUGUUAAACGUCUCAAAAGUGGGGCUGAAAUUGAAUUUUUGAUUGUAAUGAAAAAAAACUAAAACUAUUUUUUUGUAAUGUUAUUUUGUUUUUCAAGAUAAAAAAUAUAAAUUUUUAAA
This is a messenger RNA of Hydra vulgaris (swiftwater hydra), 1170 nucleotides long. RefSeq lists its product as uncharacterized. NCBI's taxonomy places the organism in Eukaryota, Metazoa, Cnidaria, Hydrozoa, Anthoathecata, Hydridae. The record is from RefSeq and is a predicted model, not a curated record.